Molecule: messenger RNA, 2076 nt
Organism: Rotaria socialis
Lineage: Eukaryota; Metazoa; Rotifera; Eurotatoria; Philodinida; Philodinidae
Source: the annotation of a GenBank genome assembly
AUGGCGAGUUCAUUUUCAUUCGUCGACGAUCUAAUCCGUGAUUAUCUUAAUUAUCGUGGUCUUACAAGCACGUUAAGAACAUUCGAUAAUGAAAUCGGCAAAAUUCCAAUUGGACAAUUUCGUGCUGAUCGUAUAAUUGAACAAUUAACAAUUUAUAUUCAUCAAUUUGAUAUAAAUAAUUUAAUUGAUUAUUGGACACAACUAGAGCAACGUCUUUUAUCAACAUUAAUCAUUCGUUCUCAACAUCAAACAAAUGUUUUAACAAAAACUCGUACAAAUUUAUAUCGUUGCUAUUUAAUUCAUGCGAUUCAAUCAUCGAAAACAGAUAAAAUCAAUGAAUUUUUCGAUCGAUUAGCAAAAACUUUACAACAAUCAAAUGAAUGGACUAAGGAAUGGUUUGCAUUACCAUUUAUAAAAAAUCCGGAAGAAAAUCCGACAUUCCAAUUAUAUUUUUCAAAACAAUGGAAUGAUCUUUUUUGGAUCUCAUUACAAAAUUUUCUAUCAACUGCUUUCUACCAUAUGAUACCACCGAAGAUCUGUUCAAUGGAAGAGAACAAUUCGCAGCAAUACGGCAAUUUAAUUAGUCAACAAACAACAAAUUUGAAAUCAUUACUUCCACCUUCAGCUCGUAUUGAUCCAUCGGUGACACCAUUUGCUGAAGUUCUUGAUGAAAUUCAAAUAUCACCAAGUACAUCUGGAACUGAACAGCAACGUCAAACAAAUCCAACUAUAAUAUCAAAAUUUCGAAGUAAUUUUUUACCAAAUACAAAACAAUUAACAUCACGAACUAAAUUAUCUUUAUUGGGAGCAACAUCAAAACUAAGCGUUUCUCAACCAUCGUCUGAGUCUACAACAGGCAAUCAAAUUUUACUAUCUACCGAUGAUACAACAAUACCACGUAUACCAUUAUCACCUAUGGCGACAUCACCCGUAACGCCAACACGACCUAAAGCAGCAACUCUUGUUCAAGAUGAUGCUAAUAUCGAUGUUAAUGAAGAAAAAUUAAUUCAUCUCGCAGAAUUAAAACAUCAUUCAAGUACAAUUAUUGAUUGUAAAUUAAAUAUGGAUGGUACACUUUAUUCUACACUUGACAUUCAAAGUCAAGUUAAAAUCUGGUCUACAAUCGAAGAAUUCGACAUAGUAACCUCAUUGAUUUCACGUUCAGCUUCAUUUCAAUGUCAAGCAUUUAAUAUUCAUGAACCAUUACUUUAUCUGGGCACUUCAAUGUCUACUAUAAAAAUUUUACAUACAACAGAAAAACGUAUUAUAAACGAAGCUAUUGUUGAUAAAGAUUAUCCAAGAGUUAUGAAUAUCUAUCCACAUCCCAACCUAAUUAAAAUAAAUUCCUAUCACAAUUUAGAUCGUCUUUUUGUAUCAUCGGCAAGUCCAAGUCGUUUGAAUACAACAGACAAUAUUCGUGUACGUUCUGGUCGUGUGUCGAUUGUUGAUUUAAAUACAUGGUCUAUAGAACGUGUACUCACUGACAAUGAUGAUAAUUUUGUUACAUGUAUGGCUGUACAUUCCGAACGAGAAUUAUUUAUUUUAGGUUUUAAUGAUGGAAAAUUAGCUUUAUAUGAUGUUCGGUCGAAUACUCUCGUUCAUCAAAAGCAACAGCAUUCACGUAUGAUUCAAGAUAUUCGUAUUCUCGGUGAUAAUCUAUAUUCAAUUGGAAACGAUAAUAUAAUUAUUCAGUCAAAUUUAUCUUCAUUUGAUCAAUCCAUUCAAUCAUAUGAAUUGCCUUAUUCAGCGGUUGGACCUUUCCCAACCAGUGUCUCGACAUAUUCAAAUGAUAAUAGUUCACCAUCACUUCAACGGACUUUAACAUCAUUAAGUAAUGCUAAUUACUUUCCUAUUGGUACCUAUUGUCCAACGAACGGACGUUUUUAUCGUUUGUCAAUAAGUGAUGAAGAUACAAAACUUCAAUUUCCGUCGAACGUAAAUUCUUCCGUUCAAAAUUCGGAAAAAUCUUUUCCAACUUUAUGUGUCAAUUGGAAUAAAGAACGCGAUGUGUGUAUGACAGCAAAUACAAAUGGAACAAUUCAAUUAUAUAGACGAAUAAAUAAACCUGAUGUGUAA